AUGGUGGGGAACCGCUGCCGGAGCGCCGGCCAUAUAUACUGCGAGGCAGACGGCCGCGGAGGGGCAGCUCCGCAUACAAGCCUCACUGCCCACGACCCCAAUGACAUGUGGGGCCAGGUGCUGGAUGGGCCGUCCUGUCAGUGGGACGGAAGGGGUGGCGUGCUGGUGCGGCGGGGUUCUUCUGGGGGAUGGUGGACUGGUUCGUUGGCUGACUUGGUUGGCUGCCACUACUGGAUGGACCUGGGGAAAGACCUUCUGAAGAGCGCAAGGUGCGUGCGUGCUAUGGAGAACGGCAAUGCCUUACCUUCUGGUGUCAGCAGGGACACUUUGCCCCAGGAUUUCCCCGCGGGGAUGAGGGUCCUCGUGGUGGAGGACGACCCGAACGACCUCGAGGACUUGACGCAAAUCCUCGACAGGUGCGGCUACAAAGUGACGGCGAAAGCGUCGCCAAGAGAAGCGCUGAAAGAGGUGGAGGAGAACGGCGAGGGCUUCCACUUCGACAUCAUCAUGACCGUCGUGCAUGGUGGCGAAGGAGAUGGGUUCGAUGGCUUCAACCUCCUCGAGCGCGUUCGGGAUCGUUACCCGGUCAUCAGUGAGUAUUCGAUAUGUCGCACAUAUAUGCAUGCAUGGUUACUGUGA
Molecule: messenger RNA, 639 nt
Organism: Triticum aestivum (bread wheat)
Lineage: Eukaryota; Viridiplantae; Streptophyta; Magnoliopsida; Poales; Poaceae
Exons: 3
Coding region: 1-639 (212 amino acids)
Biological process (GO): phosphorelay signal transduction system; cytokinin-activated signaling pathway
Source: RefSeq, a predicted model, not a curated record